AUGUAUCGAAAUGACUAUCCUGUUGCAAACUUUGACAAAAUGGCAUUCGAAGGAUUCACCAAAGGAUCUGAACACUCGUUCAACGUAACAAUCAAUGACAUUCGGAAGCUGGACGGAGGCAAAUUGGUAUUCGAAGCAAAGAACGACUAUGGAGUCGACAAAUGUACCAUCCUCCUUGAUGUCCGUGAUUCUGGAUCCUUCAUAGACGACUACUCAGAAAUACAUCGAUCAGCAGAAAUCAAGGAUCCAGUUGGAGAUGUUCAAGUGAAGGAAGGAGAAACUGCCACGUUGACUGGAAAAGUUGAUGGAUAUCCACUUCCAGAAUUGAUUUGGAUUAAGAAUGGAAGAGAGAUUGAUAUGAUGGCACCAUCUACAAAAUAUCAGCUCGAUUAUCAUUCUGAUGGGGAAUUCGAAGCAAGAAUUGCUAACUGCACUUUCGAGGAUGAUGACGACUACAGUCUUCUGGUUGAAAAUCUUGCUGGAGUGGACAGUUGCAACUUCCAAGUGUUCGUUGAUUGCAAAGAAUAUCCAGAUGAUGAGCAUUUCAAUAGAAGAAGACGUCUUCAACGUGGACGUCGCGUGGUUGAAGCCUCUUCUGAUUCUGAAUUGGAUGAUGCGAAAAAGAGGAAGAAGAGAAGAACAAAGAGAGUAGUGGAAAGAAGGAAUCCUAAUGCUCCCCGUUUAACUCAACUCAUCCCUCCACGAUUUGAUAAAAUUCUUUCUGAUCAUGAUGCGAUUGUUGGCGAUAAUGUAGUAAUGAUGGUGGAGACAUUGGGAGAGCCCGAACCUCAAGUACGCUUCUAUCGGGAUGGAAAACUGAUCGGCGAUGACAGUGGCGAAAAGGUCGAAGUCCGACAUGAAGACGAAAUGAGAAAGCAUUGGUUGAUUCUAAAGGACAUUUGCAAAGACGAAGAAGCUGAAUAUGCCUGUCAAGCUAUCAAUGUAGCUGGAGAAGCAUGGUGUUUCUCUGAUGUCGUUGUCCAUUUGUCCGAAGAAUCGAGAGAUGAUGACAAGUCAAUUGAUCUUGCAGAAGAGGCAGUUUCUCAAGGCGAAAAGAGUGAAGCUGGCGAAGAUAAGACAAAACAGAGAGCUAAAAAGAAGGUUACCAAGAAGAAGGAUAGAGCAGAAACCGAAAAGCAAGAUUUGACGAAGGGAGCUGAUGAUGCCAAGCCACUCGAAUCUGAGCAGGUAUUGGAACAGGUUGAGUCUGAAACGGCUGUACAAAAGAAGACGGAUGAUGGUGACACUUUUGUUGAAAAGAAAAAAAAGAAGACAUCUGAUGUCAAAAAGGCAAAAGAGACAGACGAGGCAACUUCUGAGAAGAAGGCUGAUGAGAAAGCUAAGAAGGAGGCUGAUGCUAAACAACGAGCCGAGAAGAAAACAUUGAAACAAAAGAAGGAAGCUACUGAUGCUGCUCCGAAGACGUUGGAAGCUAAAAAGGAAACAUCGCAGGCACCAUCAUCAAGAGAAAGCACACCACCAUCAGAUGGAAAGAAGAAGAAACAGAUUCCAAAAGCAUUGUUUAUUCCUGAUGAAAUCAGUUCUCGAUUUGGAGAUCCAAGCACAAUGCAUUCAGAAACCAACAUCACAACCACAAUCCGUGGAAGAGAAGGAAGUGCUGAUGCCAAGACUCCUCUUGUUGAACCACUUUCAGCAAGCGUUUCCAUGAAGGUGGAGAGCGCUAAAGAAAAAGCCGAAUUCUCCUUCAAGAGACGUUCUGAGACUCCUGAUGAUAAGUCACGAAAGAAGGAAGGACUUCCUCCAACUAAGAAGUCUGAGAAGAAGGUAAGUCAGUAUUCGCAUGAUUGUGUUUGGAUGGUUCUCCUCUUUUUUUUUCGUUCACUCAAAAUUCAAACCAUCCAAGCGUUCUUUUUUCCGCUCGUGAUGCACGAAUCAGUCAUUCCUCGAGCACAUCCUGCUCUUAAUCCCCAAAUUCUACCCCAACGCACAAAUGCACUCUUCCCUUUUUUUAGGAUGAUGCACCGGACUACUGAUGCGGCCGUACCAUUGAAAGAUCAAAAAGAAGUCAAGUCAGAAACUGAAGUCAAAGCCAAGAAGGAUCUUGAAGCCAAGACUAAGAAGGAAGCUGAUAAUAAGGCCAAAAAGGAAGCCGAGGCUAAGACCAAGAAGGAAGCUGAUGAUAAGGCCAAGAAGAAGGCUGACGCUGAGAUCAAGAAGGAGGCUGUGACCAAGAAGGAGGCCGAUGAAAAGGCCAAGAAGGAUCUUGAAGCUAAGACAAAGAAGGAAGUCGACGAGAAUGCCGAGAAGGAAGCCGAGGCUAAGACCAAGAAGGAGGCUGAUGAUAAGGCCAAGAAGGAUCUUGAAGCUAAGACCAAAAAGGAAGCUGAAGAGAAAGCCAAGAAGGAGGCCGAGGUUAAAACCAAGAAGGAAGCUGAUGAGACGGCCAAGAAGGAGGCCGAUGCUAAGACCAAGAAGGAGGCUGAUGAUAAGGCCAAGAAGAAUCUUGAAGCUAAGACCAAAAAGGAGGCUGAAGAGAAAGCCAAGAAGGAGGCCGAGGUUAAAACCAGGAAGGAGGCUGAUGAUAAGGCCAAGAAGGAGGCCGAGGCCAAGAAGGAGGCUGAUGAUAAGACCAAAAAGGGAUCUGACGAGAAGGCCAAGAAGGAGGCCGAGGCUAAAACCAAGAAGGAGGCUGAUGAUAAAGCCAAGAAGGAGGCUGAUGAUAAGACCAAAAAGGAAUCUGACGAGAAAGCCAAGAAGGAGGCCGAGGCUAAAACCAAGAAGGAGGCUGAUGAUAAGGCCAGGAAUGAGGCCGAGGCCAAGAAGGAGGCUGAGGAUAAAGCCGAAAAGGGGGCUGAUGCCAAGACUAAGAAGGAGGCUGACGACAAGGCCAAGAAGGAGGCUGUAGCCAAGAAGGAGGCUGAUGAUAAGACCAAGAAGGAGGCUGAAGCCGAGAAGGAGGCCGAAGCCAAGACCAAGAAGGAGGCUGAUGACAAGGUCAAGAAGGAUCUUGAAGCCAAGACCAAGAAGGAAGCUGACGAAAAGGCUAAGAAGGAAGCCGAGGCUAAGAUCAAGAAGGAGGCUGAUGAUAAGGCCAGGAAUGAGGCCGAGGCCAAGAAGGAGGCUGAGGAUAAAGCCAAAAAGGAGGCUGAUGCCAAGACCAAAAAGGAGGCUGACGACAAGGCCAAGAAGGAUCUUGAAGCUAUGACCAAGAAGGAAGCUGACGAGAAGGCUAAGAAGGAAGCCGAGGCUAAGACCAAAAAGGAGGCUGACGAGAAGGCCAAGAAGGAGGCCGAGGCUAAGACCAAGAAGGAUGUCGAAGCCAAGACCAAGAAGGAGGCUGACGACAAGGCCAAGAAGGAUCUUGAAGCUAAGACCAAGAAGGAAGCUGACGAGAAGGCUAAGAAGGAAGCCGAGGCUAAGAUCAAGAAGGAGGCUGAUGAUAAGACCAAGAAGGAGGCCGAUGCCAAGACCAAGAAGGAGGCUGACGACAAGGCCAAGAAGGAUCUUGAAGCUAAGACCAAAAAGGAAGCUGACGAAAAGGCCAAGAAGGAAGCCGAGGCUAAGACUAAGAAGGAGGCUGAUGAUAAGGCCAGGAAGGAGGCCGAGGCCAAGAAGGAGGCCGAGGCCAAGAAGGAGGCUGACGACAAGGCCAAGAAGGAGGCUGUAGCCAAGAAAGUGGCUGAUGAUAAGACCAAGAAGGAGGCUGAUGAUAAGGCCAGGAAUGAGGCCGAGGCCAAGAAGGAGGCUGAGGAUAAAGCCAAAAAGGAGGAUGAUGCCAAGACCAAGAAGGAGGCUGACGACAAGGCCAAAAAGAAGGCUGACGAGAAGGCCAAUAAGGAGGCCGAGGCUAAGACCAAGAAGGAUGUCGAAGCCAAGACCAAGAAGGAGGCUGACGACAAGGCCAAGAAGGAUCUUGAAGCUAAGACCAAGAAGGAAGCUGACGAGAAGGCUAAGAAGGAAGCCGAGGCUAAGAUCAAGAAGGAGGCUGAAGCCAAGAAGGAGGCUGAUGAUAAGGCCAAGAAGGAUUCCGAGGCUAAGAACAAAAAGGAGGCUGACGAGAAGGCCAGGAAGGAGGCUGAAACCAAGAAAGAGGCUGAAGAUAAGGCCAAGAAGGAGGCUGAAACAAAGAAAGAGGCCGAGCUCGGAAAAUCUGACGAGACCAAACCGAAGAAGAGGGUUGUGAAGAAGAAAACUGAUAAAUCAGAUUCGUCGAUCAGCCAAAUAUCAUCGGCUGAUACUUCGUCGGAGUUCACUGUUCAAGAAAAACCAGCUGAAAAAGUUGAACAAUUACCUGAUGAAUCAACAUCAGCUACUAUCAAAAAGGCUGCACAACCUCAAGAACCUGAAGUAGAAAAGAAGGAACUUCUAUCCGAUGAUAAGAAGCCGGUAGAAGGAAAACCUCCAAAACCAGAAGAGUCAGAUGAAACUACCAAGAAGCGAGUUAUCAAGAAGAAAACUCAAAAGAGUGAUUCCGUGGCCAGUGAAGCAAGUCUUGCAGAUGUAUCCAAGAUCAGUGAUGAUUUGGAAGAGAAACCAAAGAAGAAGGUUCUGAAGAAGAAGACGGAGAAAUCCGAUUCCGUGAUCAGUGAAACCUCUUCUAUUGACACUGCAAAGCCAGAUACUACUGAAACUGUUGUAAAGCAGGAGGUCACUACUGAUUCUGCUAUCGAAUCAGAGGCCAAAGAAUCUACGAAGAAGGAAGAUGAACCAUCAAUUGAAGAUGUGAUGACAAGAAGAAAAUCUUCUGCUAUUUUCAGUGACGAUGAGCAAUCUAUCUCAAGCAAGACUUCUUCUGAAGGCCGACGCAGACGUCGUCGUACUGGUUUCGCCUCAACCUUCGCAUCUGAAACUCUCGCUUUGCGUGGAGAUAAUGUGGAAAUUGAAGUGGAACUUGUCGAUGAAGAAGACAAGGUGACCUGGAAGGUAAACGGAAAGGAUGCUGACUUGAAUGCAAGAUGUCAUGAAAUGACUCAUACAUUCUUCCGUACGCUUAUCAUUGAUCAAGUUGAACCUAGUGAUUCUGGCAUGGAAAUCACCGCCACAUGUGGAACAGAAUCUCAUACAACGACCCUGAAGGUUGAAGAACUUCCAGUCGACUUUGUCAAAUUCUUGCCACGUAAGACAUCUGGAAAAGAAGGACAAGAAGUCACAAUCUCCGUCACUCUUAACCAUCCAGUUGACAUCAGUAAGGUCGUUUGGCUGAAGAACGGAAAACCAUUGGAAAUCAACAAGGACUAUUCAAUUGACACUGUUGGAUGUUCAGUCUCUCUGACUCUCAGAAGAGCAAAAUAUGAAGAUAGUGGAAAGUAUACAGUUGUUUGUGAUGGUAUUGACUGCAGCACGCACCUCUCAAUUCAAGGAAAACCAGUUCUGAAAAAUGUAUCGGAGAAGAAACCGGUGAUCCUCGUUGAUAAGGAUGAUCAAUUCUCCAUUCAUGUCGCUUAUGACAGCAAUCCAGAAGCAACAUUCUCAAUGUCUGUCGAUGGAAAAGAUCUGGAAUUCGAUGGACGCAGUCGUAUCGAUGUUGUGGAUGAUGGAUUGAAAUUAACAAAACGUGGAGUUAGCAAAGAUGAUGCAGGAGAGUAUGAAGUGAAAUUGAAGAACGAGUUUGGAGAGGUUACUCAGAAGUUUGAUGUCAAGGUCAAUGACACUCCAUCUGCCCCUGGAGAUGUUUCCGUUGUAAAGGUUGAAAGUGAUUGUCUCCACAUUGAAUGGACAGCUCCAGCAGAGAACAACGGAGCAGAAGUCACUUCCUACGUCAUCGAGAAGAAAGAAAGCGGCCGAAGAAAGUUCCACAAAGUCGGAAGUGUCAAUGGAAAGAAGACGUCUCACGUCAUUGACGACCUGGAAAUCGAGACCCCGUACAUUAUUAGAAUUGCGGCUGUCAACAAGUUCGGAACCGGAGAAUUCAUCGAGACGAAGCCAGUUCAAACUGGAUCGCCAUUCCAAGUUCCAACUGUCGAAUCUCCACCAACGAUUGAGAAUGUGACAUCUACAUCUUGCUCGUUGAAUUGGCCAAAACCGACUGAUGAUGGAGGAUCGCCAGUGUAUGGAUACGAUGUUUACAAGAGAGAAAAUGGAGGUGAAUGGCAGAAGAUCAAUGGAGAUGAGCUUGUUUUCACGGAAAGCUUCAAUGUGAGAGCACUUUCCUCUGGAAAGGAAUAUGAAUUCAAGGUGGAAGCAUGCAAUGAAGCAGGACUUCGCUCCAAUUCUAAUGUUGUUUCUGAAAAGUUGAUGGUGCAAGGACUCGUUCCAGAAACGAUUCUUGACGCUCCAAUGGUCAAGGUUCUAGAUAAUGACAAGGUGGAAGUGACAUGGAAGACGGAUGGAGAGAACGAGUUCGUUGUCCAAUACAAAUCCGAUGGUUCUUCUAUUUGGGCCAGUAUUGACAUUGGAGAGGCAGCCGCGGCUACAUCGAAAUGUAUCAUUGAUGGUCUUCGCGAAGGAAUCCCAUACGUUUUCCGCGUUGCUCCACGAAAUCAACAUGGAACUGGAGAGUUCAGUGAACAAACUGUUCCAGUUGUUGUUCUUGCUGAUGAUGCUCCAAGAGUUUUGAAGGCUAUCAAGCCUGUCAAAAUUCCAAAGAAAUGUGAAUUGAGAUUGGAGUGUCAUGCUGCCGGACACCCUGCACCAGAAUACAUUUGGUAUAAGGAUGGAAAGGAAAUCAUUCCAAUGGAUAAUAACACCGAAAUCGUCAAUGAAGGAUCAAUGAGUGCAUUGAUUAUCCACGAGCUUGCUUCAGAAGAUGUUGGUCUUUACAAGGUUCUUGUCGAGAAUAUUCAUGGAACUGCUGAAUCUGAAGCCGAAGUCUCCAUCAGCGACGUUCGUGCUCACUUCAAUUCUUCAUUCUCGGAGCUCACUGAAAUUGAAGAAGGACAUGACAUCGAAUUGACUUGUGAAGUGUCGGAUGAAGAAGCAGUCGUGAACUGGUACAAGGAUGGAAAGAAACUCGUGGCCAGUGAUCGUGUCCAAUUCUAUGCGAUGGCUAGAAAGAGAACACUCCGAAUCAAGGGUUCGACUGAUGCUGACAGUGGAGUCUACAAAUGUGAAACCACUGAUGGAAGAAGUCGUGCUGAAGGAGAAGUCAUUGUCAACGAACAAGAACCACAUAUUCUUGUUGGGCCUCAAGAUGCUAUUGUCAAAACCUUUGGAGAGACCAUGGUUCUUUUCUGUGAGACAUCAAAGCCAGUCCGUAAAGUUAAAUGGUUCAAGAACGGAGUUGAGAUUUGGCCACAGAUGAAUAAGGCUGUGAUGGAUUCGGAUGGAAAACGUGCCACUUUAGAGAUCAAGAACUUCGACAAGCAUGAUAUUGGAGCUUACACAGCUUCAGUAUCAGACAAAGAAACAUCUGCUCCAGCCAAACUUGCAUUCGAAGUAGCUCCAAGCUUGACGAUUCCAGAGGAGAUUCGUGAAGGAGUCACAGUACAUGCUGGAAAUGAAUUCGACUUUACUGUUGCAUUCACUGGAUUCCCAGUUCCAACAAUUCAUAUGGCUAACAAUGGAACACCAAUCAAGGCAAUCGCUACAGUCACCGAGUAUGACGAUUCGAUCAGUGUCAGAAUGAAGAACGUAACACUUGACAACUCUGGAAUCGUACGCGUCAUUGCUGAAAGUCCAUUAGGUCAAUGUGUCAAGGAGAUCGCACUGAAGAUCAUCGAUAAACCAUCUGAACCACUCGAUUUGCAAUUCAAGGAUGUCACCGAAGAUAGUGUAUUCCUCUCUUGGCAACCACCAGUUGAAACAAAUGGCGCUCCACUUACAGGAUAUGUGAUUGAAAGAAAGGGAGUUGACAACAACCGCUGGAGACCAUGUGGGCAUGUUGAACCAACAAAACUCACCUUCGUUGCUGAGGAUCUCUUCUGUAAUCAAGUUUACGGAUUCAGAAUUCUUGCUGUCAAUGAAGUUGGAGAAUCUGAGCCAUGCGAAACUGUUGAUGUUCUAACUUUGGAGAGUUCAGAAGCCGUUAGCGAGUCAUCUGAAUUGUUCAUUCCAAAGAUUGCUAUUCUCACGACCCCACAGGUUACUGUUGCUGCGGAUGGAACGAAGGUCACAUUGAGAUGGGAUGAAUGUCCAGAGACCAGUCUAUAUAAGAUCGAAAGAAAGAAGGUUGGAGAGUCAGAAUGGUUAGAGAUUGCUAACACCGACAGAAACAAGUUCAAGGAUCGUUCGCUUACUGAAUCUGGAGAGUACACCUAUCAAGUCACUGCCACCGGAAUUCAUGCUGUUUCCAGUCCAAGUGAAGAAACGGAACCAGUCAAGAUUCUAGUCCCAGGAUCCGAAAUGCCAGAAAUAAAGGCGGAAAAGAAAUCGGAAGCUGUAGAUGAUUCGAAGACAACUGUUUCGACUGAAAAGCCCAAAGAUUCUGCAGAUUUAGCAUCCGAAGCUGUGGAAGAGAAGAAGACGAAGAAGGUGACCAAAAAGAAAGUUCCAGAAAACAAAGGCGAAGAGACUCUUCAAGAAGUUAAGGAGAAGUUGAAAAAAGGAAAAGCUGUUGAAAAAGUUCAAGAUGAGUCGAGAAGAGGAUCACUUCAAACUUCUGAUGCCGAAUCUGUAACUACUGCUUCUGAAAAAAAAGCUGAAUCCGAAGCUGAGAAGAGUGCCAAGAAAACCGAUGAAAAAACUGGAAAAUCUGACGCACCGGAGAAGACCGCAGAGAAAUCGGAAGCUGAGAGGUCAGCCACAGAGAAAGAUUCGACUGAAAAGAAGAAGAAAGUUGUGAAGAAGGUUGCUAAGAAGGGUCUUGUCAAAGCUGAUAAGUCGAAAGUGGAAUUAAUUUCUGGAAAAACUGGAGAGAUUUCCGCUCAUGUCGCCGAAACUGCCGUUUCAGUUGAAUGGAAGAAAGACGGAAAAGCCCUUGAUGCUUCCUAUACUGUCACCAAUCAAGGAGGUGUUUCAACUGUCAAGAUCCCAACAGUUGAUGUCAACGCAUCAGGACAAUUCACAUGCAAAGUGAAGUCAUCUGAAGGAGAUGAGGAAGAAGUGUCCAUUGCGGUCACUGUUAAACUCCCAGAAAUUCCAAAAGUUGAAGCUGAGCAAUCUGUUGUUGAAGUGAAAGUUGGCGACACUGCAAAAUUAUCUGCCAAGAUUUCCGAGCCUGCCACUUCUGUAAACUGGACCAAAGACGACAAACCCGUUCAAGAGGAUGGAAAUGUGAAAUCUCAGAUUUCUGCCGACGGAACGGCUCAGUUGACAAUCAACAAGACUGAUUCAGGACAUGCUGGUAUCUACAAGCUCAAUGUAGAAAAUGAAGCUGGAAAAGGAAAAGUCGAGAUUGCACUUCGCAUAAAGGGAGCUGCUAAAGGAGCACCAGGAAUUCCCACCGGACCGAUUGUCUAUGAUGAUGUUACUGAAAACACUGCAGAGUUCAGCUGGAAAGCACCAGAAAAUAAUGGAGGAUGUGAUAUCACCGAAUAUAAUGUCGAAAGGAAAGAAUCAAAGAACAAAGGAUGGAAACAAUGUGGAAAGACCAAGGAGUUGAAGUUCAAGGUUGAUGGUUUGGAAGCUGAUACUUCGUAUGAUGUGAAAGUUUCUGCUAUCAAUACUAUGGGAACUGGUGUAGCUUUGGAAGGAAAAUUGAACACUUUGAAGAAGGCAACUGAAAAGAAAGUGGAGAAAGUUGAAAUCAAAGAGGAGAAAUCUGAAGAAAAGGAACAGAAGACGUCCGAUUUGAAGCCAAUUGGAAAACCAGAACUCACUUCUUCCACUGCCACAUCAAUUGCUCUGAAAUGGGCAUCUGACAAUGAUGACGUCACCUACACAGUUCAGAUGAAAGAAUCGAAUUCCAAACGUCCAUGGUCUGUUGCUGUUAAAGAAUGUUCUGAAUGUGCUGCUACGAUUGCUCAACUCAAAGAAGGAACCACAUAUCUGUUCCGUGUUAUUGCUCAAAACAAAGCUGGCCAAACUGUAACGUCAGAGCAAAGUGAAGCUAUUGAAUGCAAGGAUACUAAAGAAUCCCAAAAGCCUGCGAUCACAUCUGCUCCAGCCGACUUGACAGCUAUCAAAAACACAAAGAGUAAAAUAACAGCAGAGUUCACCGGACACCCAUCUCCAGAAGUUCAUUGGUUCAAAAACAAGAAGGAAAUAUUCUCUGGAAAAAGACAGUGGAUUGAGAAUGUAUCUGGAGUUAGUUCGUUGACGAUUGGAGAGAUGAGAGAAGACGACGAAGGU
Messenger RNA from Caenorhabditis briggsae, 10128 nucleotides. Lineage: Eukaryota; Metazoa; Nematoda; Chromadorea; Rhabditida; Rhabditidae. The record is from RefSeq and is a predicted model, not a curated record. Gene Ontology annotation, molecular function: protein binding.